This is a messenger RNA of Aethina tumida (small hive beetle), 1609 nucleotides long. Its product is annotated as tektin-3. The record is from RefSeq and is a predicted model, not a curated record. Gene Ontology annotation, cellular component: microtubule cytoskeleton; nucleus. Gene Ontology annotation, biological process: cilium assembly; cilium movement involved in cell motility. NCBI's taxonomy places the organism in Eukaryota, Metazoa, Arthropoda, Insecta, Coleoptera, Nitidulidae. The transcript is spliced from 7 exons. The coding region runs from base 82 to 1599 and encodes 505 amino acids.
AUUUAUUUUUUAAAAUAUGUCACCAAUGACAUAAACUCUUAUUAAUUUUUUUGUCCGAUUUUUACUUAGGGGUAGUUAAAAAUGGGUGAAAAAGAAACUGUGCUGUAUUCUCAACUGCAACCAUGGAGUACCGUGGGCGCGACACCAUGCAUGGAACAAGUAGCUGGCCCACCAAUUCCAACUCGAAUUGGAACCUACUACCAAACACCUAGGCCUCAUCCGUGGAGACCCACGCUCGGAUACGAAAAUGUAGAAGUCACCGCCCUUCCAAAGCAACCGGUGACCAAUGCCAUAAUCGACCCAUGUUACACACCUUAUGGAAUGGCAACGGAGCCCCUUAAAUUCCCCAAUUUGAUCACGGGAUUUGAAAGGAAUCCGGCCCACGCUGCCAGAGCGGCCCUGUACACCCGUUACACUUCUCUGGAAUGGACUCAGGGCAACUUGCGUGCCUUCAACGAAGCAGACACCAACAGAAACUAUGCCGAGAGGCUGCGCUCCGAUAUCGUCAGGGUCAUGAGAGAAACAGAUGAGAAAACUGCUGGCGGCCAGAGGGAAUCCGGAAGAAAAUUGGGCGAGAGAAUUACCGACACGACCUUCUGGAGAAACGAAGUCAGGACGGAAUUGGAACGAAUUCUCGCCGAAUCUACUUUAUUGUCUAACAUGCGUCGAAACAUAUUCAAGGCCAUCGACGACAUUGAGGCUCCGCUACACAUUGCGCAGGAGUGCUUGUACCACAGAGAAAACCGACAAGGCAUUGAUUUGGUCCACGAUCAGGCUGAACAGGCGUUGCUGAAGGAAAUUGAAACUUGCAGGAACGCUCAAGAAAAGCUCAGAUGCUUGUUUGUCAAGAUACAGGAUCAACUAAGGAACAAUAGAGCCGCACAAUUCGAAUUGGAAACAGAUACGAAGAGCAAAGAGGCCGCGUUGGGUAUCGACAACAUGUGCCAUCAGCUCAACAACUACUCCAAAGGCAUCAACUACUAUGGUGGAAUAGAAAAAUACGAUCCGACAGUAAGUACGACGACAACUUGGGCUGAGAACAGUAACAGAAUAGUGCAGCGCAGCCAAUCGGAGCGAGGAAAAUCUGCCCAGAUGCGUUCAGAUAUCGCAAAUCUCGUAAACGAGAUCUCGUCCAGUAUCUGGGACGCCUGGAGUAACACUAACAAUGCACUGGCACGUAGGGCGGCUGAAACUUUGGAGGCUAAGAGUAAAUUGCAGAUGCACCUUCAUAAGGUCCAACAAGAGAUCUUUGACAUUGAGAAGCAUAUUGAAUUGUUGAAGAAAUCAAUAAUGGAUAAGAGUAAUCCUAUGAAGGUGGCUCACACUAGAUUAGAGGCCAGAACACACAGAAAAGAUGUGGAAUUGUGCAGGGAUAUGGCACAAGACAAACUUGUUCAAGAAGUGCAUGAUCUCCAGGAUUGCAUUGAGACUUUGCACAGGAAGUUGCAGGAAGCUGAAGCUCAACAUCAACAACUGUUGAAGACUAGAGCCAAUUUAGAGUCUGACCUGCACAACAAAGUCAACACCAUCUUCAUUGACAGAGAGAAAUGCAUGGGAAUGAGGAGAUCAUUCCCUAUUACCACCACCAUAAAAUACUAGAACCAUUUCA